GUGCGACAUCCUCCCAUCGGAUGGGUACGAGACCACGGGUGCAUCACACGGUGGCUGUUCAUGUCGAUCCAUGCGGAGAGUACGCGGAUUUUGUACUGCGCUUCCGUGCGCCGAGCAGUAGCCUGUCGACUAAUGCCGCGUCAGGGGUUCCGGAAUCCGGUCACUCGGGCAUGCAUAUUCGAGAGCUGGUAUAAAAGACGACAGGGGUGCCGCCGAUAAGCAUCAUCUUUCGACCAGUUAGCAUCUCUACUUGUCUAGCAUCGCACAAUGAACGUCUUCGCCAUCGGUGCAUCUCGCAACAUCGGCUACCAUGCAGCGCGUCGACUGCUUGCCAAAGGCGCAAUAGUGACGUUCCUCCUGCGCUCGACCUCCGUCUUCGACGACGACGAGGCGAUUCAGCCUCACAUCCGUGCCGGAACCGCACGCCUCGUCAAGGGCGAUGCUUUGAAGGCAGAAGAUGUGAAGCGCGGCUGGGAGGCGGCACAGGGUGCCAAUAAUGAUACUGUCGACCUUGUCCUUUUCAGUGUCGGUGGGGUACCCUCAUUCUACGCGACGAAAGGCUUCAUCAUCACCCCACCAAACCUUUGCACUCAGUCCUUCCUCAACCUCGUCACCACCAUGCCCACCUCCCUCCGCGCACCCUCCGCGCAGCCGCGCUUCGUCGCCAUCUCCUCCAUCGGGCUCUCGCGCGCGUCGCAUGCUGAGCUCCCGCUCCUCCUCAAGCCGUUCUACGGCUAUUUCCUGCGCGGGCCGCACGCCGACAAGCUUGCGAUGGAGCGCGUCAUCGCUCACUGCGCAGGGUGGGAGUGGACGCACGAGACACCCGACACGGAGGCUCUCCCCUCGGAUUGGACGAAUCUACCCGGCCUGCCCGCGUUCGGCGAGCUGCAGCACGUCGUCGCGGUCCGGCCGGCGUUGCUGACAAGCGGGGCGUGCAAGGCGGACAAGAAGGAUGGGAAGGAGCCGUAUAGGGUCAAGGACUGCGAGCUCGGAGACGGGUAUACCGUCUCGAGAGAAGAUACCGCACAUUUCUUGGUGGAGGGGCUCUUGCCGCAUUGGGAUCAGUGGGAGGGAAAGCGGGCCCAUAUUGCGUACUAGGAUAGUCUACUGGGUAUUUUUCUGCGAUGUUGUAUGAUGCGUUUGUACUAAUAACUAGCAAUACAGUACGUGACUCGUGGUAUGAUGGCAAGU
Messenger RNA from Fomitopsis serialis, 1191 nucleotides. RefSeq lists its product as uncharacterized. The transcript is spliced from 3 exons. The record is from RefSeq and is a predicted model, not a curated record. The coding region runs from base 268 to 1098 and encodes 276 amino acids. NCBI's taxonomy places the organism in Eukaryota, Fungi, Basidiomycota, Agaricomycetes, Polyporales, Fomitopsidaceae.